Messenger RNA from Rotaria sp. Silwood2, 465 nucleotides. The record is from the annotation of a GenBank genome assembly. NCBI's taxonomy places the organism in Eukaryota, Metazoa, Rotifera, Eurotatoria, Philodinida, Philodinidae.
AUGUGUAGAAGCAAGCCACGACGAUCCAAUAGAACAUUUGUAAAAUUUGCGUUUCCUAAAACUCUUAGAUCAAACUUACGUGAUCGUACUUUUUCAACUGGUCUUUGGAGUAGUCGACAUUACCGCUAUUAUAAAUGGUAUGGUCCUCAUCAAAUUUUUCUCUCAUUUAAUUCACGAUCAAUGACAGUAACUGGAUCUGGACAAGAUGAUAUUGGUAUUUUUGAUAUUGAAGGUAUCUAUUCAUAUAGAAAUCGUCGAAUUGGUCUCCGAAAAAUAUAUCGAUCGGACAAGUUUGAUGAAUUAACAAAGUCUGAACAUGAAAUAAUAAUUCAACUAAUUUGGAAUGAUAAAGCAAAACAAUUUCAAGGCAAAUGGUAUGACGACACGAAAUCAAGCAAAGAAAAAGGUGUCUUUGAGCUAACACAUGACGAUGAGCUAAGUCAAUGUGGAUUUGAAAAAGUUUGA